Ustilaginoidea virens is the source of this 2016-nucleotide messenger RNA. RefSeq lists its product as uncharacterized. Bases 1 to 2016 code for a protein of 671 amino acids. Gene Ontology annotation, molecular function: FAD binding. The transcript has 3 exons. The record is from RefSeq and is a predicted model, not a curated record. NCBI's taxonomy places the organism in Eukaryota, Fungi, Ascomycota, Sordariomycetes, Hypocreales, Clavicipitaceae.
AUGGCGGUGGACAGUACCCAAGGUGCAGGGUCUGAAUUCUAUGACAUUGGUAAGUCACUGGGCGGGAUAUUGCGGGGACUGCCCGAGGCCUGGAAAAUGGGACUAUCGCGCGUGACUGACAAUGUGUAUUCAGUCGUUGUUGGAGCUGGUCCUGCUGGGCUCAUGCUUUCUGACUGUCUGGCCAGAUGGGGUUAUCACAUAAAGCAUAUUGACAAUAGGCCGGAACCGACACCUACAGGGAGAGCCGACGGUCUCCAGCCACGUACAUUGGAUAUUCUCCGCACUAUGGGCCUGGAAGCAGAUCUCAUGGCUCACGAUCCUGCUCGGGUGUAUGAAGUUGCCUUCUGGAAUCUUGAUCGAUCCAGUAAAAAUAUUGUUCGGACUGGAACAUGGGCUACCUGCCCAAGCUUUAUUGAUGCCCGCUACCCCUUCACAGCCCUUCUUCAUCAAGGGUACGUUGAACGAGUCUUUAUCGAUGAUCUUCGGAGAAAAGGCGUGCACAUUCAACGCCCAUGGACUAUAGCUGGUUUCGAAUCCGAGGAGAAAAACAACCCAUACUACCCGGUGUAUGUGGAAUUGAAGCAUGUGGACGGGACAGCCGUAGAGGCUGUCAGAGCAAAGUACCUGUUUGGGGGGGAAGGUGCUAGAUCCUUUAUCCGGCAACGGCUCAACAUCUGUUUUCAGCAUAUCGGUCCAAUCGAGCAAGUCUGGGGUGUUAUGGAUGGCGUUGUUCAAACCGACUUUCCAGAUAUAAAGAUGAAAUGCACAAUUCACAGUCAGCAUGGUCCAAUGUUGGUCAUCCCAAGGGAGAAAAAUAUGGUCCGGUUCUAUGUCCAGAUUGCGUCCUGUGAAGAGUCUGACUGGAAAUCAAUGAAAAGAUUAACAAAAGAACAAUUUCAAGAAUUGGCCAAGAAAAUUCUGCAUCCAUAUACUAUAGAAUGGGAGCGAGUAGAAUGGUAUUCGACCUACCCCAUUGGCCAAGGAAUCUCGGAAAAAUAUAGCUUAGAUCAACGCGUGUUUCUAGGCGGCGACGCAUGCCACACACACAGUCCCAAAGCCGGACAGGGGAUGAACACUGCUUUCCUAGACGCACUGAACCUUGCAUGGAAGAUCCACGCGGUUGAAGGUGGUUUCGCCCAUCGAGACCUCCUCAAAACGUACGAGAACGAGCGCAAGACAGUAGCGGAAAGCCUUGUGAACUUCGAUAAUCGAUACUCAAAGUUGUUCUCUCAACGCCCUCCUACUACGAAUGAGAUGGAAGCAGCCUCAAACGGGGCUUCACAGGACACCGUAACUGAAGAGGAGGACGAAUUCGUCAAAGCCUUCAAAGAAUCGUGCGAAUUCACAAGCGGCUAUGGUGUUUCUUAUGGGCCAAAUGAAUUAAACUGGUCGUCAAGCCAUCCAGCCAAAUCAAUGCUUAUGAAUCCCCAGGGUACCAAACUUCGACCGGGCCAUAUCUUCAUCAAUUCCGAUGUAACGAGAGUCGUGGAUGCCAACGUCGUCCACUUGGAGCAAGGGGUGCCUCUGAAUGGCUCAUUUCGUAUUUUGAUAUUUGCAGGGAAUCCUGCCGUCACCAGAAAGGCCUUGGUCGAUUUUGCUGCUGGUCUCGGAUGCAACCAAUCUUUCUACAGAAGAUACAUGAGAAGCGAUGCCAGAGAGGUUUCUUAUCAUGAGAAACAUAACCCGCACAGCUUAUUUUUCACACUAUGUGUAAUAUUUGCGACAAAGAGAUGUCAUAUUGAAAUAUCAAGGGAUGUUCCUGGACUCUUGGCGCGCUAUCGCCACCAUGUAUACGCAGAUGACCGUUGGGACCAAAGAGUACCUGACGCGACUGCAUCUGCUCACGCCAAGACGGGAUUCGAUGAAGACAGAGGCGGGGUUGUCGUGGUUCGGCCUGAUGGUUACGUGGGCGCGGUGGUUGGUCUUGUGGAGGGAACUGGAACAGCGAAUGCAUUGAAUGAGUAUUUCGCAGCAUUUUGUACGGAGAAACUAGCAGACGUUAACUCGCAGCUGUAG